Molecule: messenger RNA, 870 nt
Organism: Spizellomyces punctatus DAOM BR117
Lineage: Eukaryota; Fungi; Chytridiomycota; Chytridiomycetes; Spizellomycetales; Spizellomycetaceae
Exons: 2
Coding region: 35-673 (212 amino acids)
Molecular function (GO): protein binding
Source: RefSeq, a predicted model, not a curated record
AUGAGUCAGCACGUUUUCCCCCCGAACUCUUUCCAUGUCCCCAAACUCGAUCCCUCCAAAUUGGCCACAUUCACUGCCGUAUCUUACUCACAACGUUUGGGCCCUAGAUAUUCCUGCCAUACAAAGGACCCGGUACCUACACCGCACAGUCUCGGAAGCAGCUAGCGAGGAUGACAUUCCAGUCAAGAAGGUCACGGUUUACACUGGACCAUGUCCUGACGUCGAAAUACGAACGAUAACAGAAAAAUCUCAUCCAGCCUUUGGACAGAAGGGACUGUAUGCUAAAAAGAGAAUAUCGCCGUUUUCCUUCCUCUUAGACUAUCGAGGGACUAUCCAAUCUUCGAGUAAUGUCUCGCUACAAAGUGACUACACACUACUUUUUGAUGGCGACCUCACUAUUGAUGCACAGAAUUCGGGGAACGAAGCCCGCUUCAUUAAUGACUUUCAUAAGAUCUCUUCACGUCCAAAUGCCGCGUUUGACACAUAUCGUGAUGCGACCACUGGAGAAGUCAGAGUCGGUGUAUGGGCUCUGAAUCAAUGUAUAGAGCCUGGUCAGAGAUUCUGGUCCCAUAUGGUGCGAAUUUGGAACAAAGGGGGAAAGGAGUGGGAUGAUGCGUGGGAUGAGGGAGAGCAAGACUGGGUUGUGGAGAAUGGUGAAGAUACCCUGGACUAAGGUCUUGAUCUAAAUGUUUAACUUAUUACUGUAUCUGUACAUUUGUUCGGGUGCUGCCUGAUUGUACAAUCGGAAAACAGCUGCUUGCUAGUUGUUAGAUUUGGACGCUGGCUGGAGGAGUGUCUGGAAUGGAGGACGUUUCUGCAUACAUUAAAUAGAUUAUUCAUACAGCCAGUUAGCAAGAUUAUUGAAGACGA